Messenger RNA from Histoplasma capsulatum G186AR, 1107 nucleotides. RefSeq lists its product as uncharacterized. The transcript has a single exon. The record is from RefSeq and is a predicted model, not a curated record. NCBI's taxonomy places the organism in Eukaryota, Fungi, Ascomycota, Eurotiomycetes, Onygenales, Ajellomycetaceae. The coding region runs from base 1 to 1107 and encodes 368 amino acids.
AUGGGCCAACACUUCCGCCUCGUCGCGCCUCAUCGUCGAGAAAUACUUAGCUGGGGGGGCAAGCUUGGAGAGAUUCUCUUCGAAGGAUCUGCAGCUGACCUUGUUUCUCUCUUUGCAAGGCCCGUUAUACCUGUCGAAUUUGAGGCAAAGAACAGCAGUACCACCAGCAAGCCUGAGAAGUCAACAAGUCAGAAACAAGUCAUCCCUCAGAAAAGACGUCGCCAGUCAAGCAACCCGAUCGAUAUGCCUACACCUCAGUUGAUCCAACUUCCCAGUGAGAUACAUAAUCUUAUUAUCGAGCUUUUAGAUAUUGAGAGUGUUUUUCUCUUGGGACUUAGCUGUUGGCAUUUCUGGGUAUUAGCAAGGCCAGUGAUUACAGAGCACUUUGCAGGCUUUCUGGGGCUCUUGGCUGGAACCCCAGUGAUAUGUGUAGGUGAUGAAAGCCACCGGGAUGGCAAGUACCCCGAUGGAUUGCUAUCCUCAGAGGAUUUGGAUGAACUAGCUACAGGGCUGGAAGUGGAGGAAUUGGAGGAGGGAUUAGCAGAGAGCUAUGCUGAGAUCCCUGUCAAUCUGUAUGACUUAGCUAAUGCUCGAUACACAAGCAUCACAGAAGUCACUACAGGAUUUCCUGAUCCUCAUGGUCUGUUUGACCUAGCCCUUGAUCUCAGGCACAAGUGGGGCAGCCCGGCGGAUAUAACUCGUGUGGUGAACCCAAAGCUGUCGAGUUUCUAUCCAUGUAGUGAGGAAUGGGUACUCAGAAAUUUGACUACGCAUGAGUUUGUUCGACCCUCAGCAAUUGCACUGGAUCAGAGAUACAUUCGCGGCCCGUUUAUUAAGAUAUUGGGCUAUGGGGAGGUCAUUCUCUCCAAGAUUUGUUGGUCAACGAAUGACUUUACAUCAGUCGCUGGGGAUCCGCUCAACCAAGGACCCUGGGCGGGACAUGCACUUGAUAUUGUCCCUGCCUCUUAUCUGGAUGAUGAUAAGAACCCUUGGAAGGACAUUAGUGACGAGAUUUCAAGAGAAAUCGCAGAAAUUUGGCGGAGUGAGUAUGGCGAAAACUGGAGGAACGACGUGGUCGCAGAACGGGAGAACCGUUAUCGACUGUAG